AUGGAAAGCAAAACCCAACAGUUGCUGCCAUCAUGCAUCGUCUUCGGUUCGCUUACGACUUGGCCUCUAGAAUCGGAACUCGAACUUGUCCGUGAUACUUUGCUCACGAGCAACAGUCACCCAGGCCGCACGGAAUCAAUCGUCAACGCACUUUGCAGCCUUCCGCAGCUUUGGGAAGAGCUGCUUUCCCGGCAUGUUGGGCUUGCAAGGCUCCCAUCCGGCCGGGAUGCUGCGGACCAGCUAGCGCGGUGGGCAUCUUCCACGGAUGGAAAGCUGCCCCAGGGCGGCCAGCAGCCCAUGUUAAAUCGACUAUCCAUGCCGAUGACUGUCCUGAGGCAUUUCACGCAGUACUUCAGAUUUAUCGAUCAAAUACCACUUGCUGCGGACACAGAUGGCGCGGCAACUCACUCGACUCUCCUAGACGCGCUUAGAGCCCCGGAAUCUGGAGAGAGAAGAGCUGCAGGCAUUCAGGGCUUCUGCGUUGGACUUCUAAGCGCACUCUCCAUAGCGGGUGCCCACGAUCAGGUAACGCUCGCGAAUAAUAUGGCUUUUGCUGUCCGACUGGCAUUUGCGGCAGGCAUCUUUGUUGAUCUAGAUGCUCUAGACGAAGGCCAAACAACUUGCCUUGCCAUACGAUGGCGUGCACCUAUGGGAUUGGACGAUGUCGAAGAGAUACUGACAAUGUACGACGGGGCAUACAUCUCCGUGCUCAAAGAUACACACGACGCUUCCGUCACUGUUCCUUCAGCGUCCAUUGGCGCCUUGAAACAGGAAUUGGCCGACCGGAAGGUUUCAGCGGUGGAUACAGGCUUAAGCGGGCGAUAUCACUUCUCGCCACUUGAGCGCGCCGUCGAACCCAUAAUGGAGGCUUGUAGCGCACUAGGUUCGACAUCAUUUGGCAUGCCUCGGGUUCCAGUGCGGUCAAACGAUGAUGGGAAAAUCAUGGAUGAUAGCAACCCUGCCACUCAUGUGAGAGUAGCACUGAGAUCUAUCCUCGCUGCCCGUUGCAAGUGGACAUCUGUCAUGAUGCCUGUUGCUGAGGCGCUUCGGUCAUUGCCCGGCGCAUUCAUCCAGUCAUUUGGUGCUGAUGCCGUUCCACUUUCGGUCUCGAGAGAAAUCAAGGUCGUCAAGGCGGCAGACAUGUCCGCCAAAUCUCAACAGUCACGCCCAGAACAGCCCCAAUACCCGGCAGGGGCUAUUGCUGUGGUCGGCAUGUCCUGCAAGUUUCCCGGCGCUGACUCGGUCGACCAAUUCUGGCAGAUGCUUCUCGACGGCCGGUCCUGUGUGGAGCCGGUUCCGCCAUCACGGUGGACUGAGGAGAUGUCGACGCGUGCCGGGCUCAACAAGGACAAGAAGAAGGACAACAGCAAGAAGCCGCAGAAUUGGGGCAACUUUAUACGCGACAUAGACGCCUUUGACCACCGCUUCUUCAAGAAAUCCGCUCGUGAGGCCGCCUCAAUGGACCCGCAGCAACGGCUCCUUCUCGAGGCCACUUACGAAGCCAUGGCGUCGGCUGGCUACUUUGCCAACCCUUUCCGGCCCCACGACGUAGGCGUAUACAUUGGCAUGAGCUCUACCGACUACGACGCCAAUGUCGGCUCGCACCAGGCCAACGCCUUUUCGACAUUGGGCACGCUGCGUGCGUUUAUCAGCGGCAAGCUAUCCCACUUCUUCGGCUGGACCAGCCCGUCGCUCACAAUCGACACGGCGUGCUCCUCAUCCGCUGUGGCGAUCCAUGCCGCAUGCCAGGCCAUCCGCAACGGCGAGUGCAGCCGCGCCGUCGCGGGCGGGAUCGUCCUGCUCACGGCGCCUUACAUCCAAGAGAACCUAGCUGCUGCGCACUUCCUUAGCCCUACGGGUGCCUGCAAGCCGUUUGAUGCACGUGCAGACGGUUACUGCCGGGGCGAGGGUGUAGGGUUGGUCGUGCUUAAGGAUCUCGUGGCGGCACAGAGGGACGGCAACGAGAUCCUCGCCGUGCUUGGCGCAACCGGCGUUAACCAGAACCGGAAUUGCGGCGCCGGCAGCAGUGCGCCCAUCGCGGUGCCUGUGGCCGACUCGCAACGACAGCUGUUUGAGGCGGUAGCAGCGCGUGCCGGUAUUAUACCGAGUGAAUUAUCGCUGGUUGAAGCGCACGGCACGGGUACGCCUGUCGGGGAUCCGAUUGAGAUGGAGAGUAUCCGGGCUGUGUUCGGCAACGGGAGCCCACAGCAUCGCCGCAAGAAGCCGGUCUAUGUCUCGUCGGUCAAAGGCGCCAUCGGCCAUCUCGAGGGUGCAUCUGGUGUUGCGGGUCUGAUCAGAGCCAUCUUGCAGAUCGAGAAGCGCACGGCAACCUUGCAAGCCUCUUUCCGUUCCCUCAACCCGAAAAUUCCCGCUCUUGGGCCUGACAACAUCGUCAUUCCCACCCAGGCUGUGCAGUUUGCAGACACAGACUUCUUGACAGCAUGCGUCAACAACUACGGUGCGGCGGGAAGUAACGCGGCAUUGAUAGUGAUGCAAGCUCCGAAAAAGCCUAGAAGAAGGACCGCACCGUCCUCACUGCAAAGGCAGCCAAUUCUCGUGACCGCACACACAACAGAAAGUCUUUCCACCUAUUGCCUCACUUUGGCAGACCAGCUACAAGCAUACAGCACUACAAAGGAGGGAGUUUACAACCCUUCAAAUAUCGCCUACAGCCUUUCGCGAAGGCAAAACCAAGAGCUUCCAUACACAUUCAUAACCACAUCCUCGGAUCUGAAGGACUUGGAAACUCAGCUAAGAAAUAAUAGCGCCGCGAAUCAGAGCAAAGCGUCCGACCCGAGGCCUACCAAGGCACCUCCACUUGUCCUUGCUUUUGGCGGCCAAGUCCGCGAUCAUGUCAAUCUCGACAAGGAAUUCUACGAGCAGUCAGCACUCUUUCGCUAUCAUCUAGACCAGUGCGAUGUGACGCUACAGUCACUAGGCUUUGUGAGCGGUGAAGAAGAACAGCAAACAUCACUCCUGUACCCUGGCAUAUUUUCCCUAGAGCCUGUAUCCGAUAUCGCCGCCCUGCAUGCCAUGGUGUUCUCAGUACAAUAUGCCACUGCCAAGGCAUGGAUGGACUCGGGACUUGUUGUCGACGCGGUGAUAGGCCACAGCCUCGGUCAACUCACGGCUCUCUGUGUGUCCGGUGCGCUCUCCCUUGUCGACAGUCUAAGGCUGGUUGUCGGCCGAGCAGAGCUGAUGCAGUCGCACUGGGGCUCCGAGCGUGGCGCCAUGCUCGCAGUCGAAGCGGCUAUCGACACUAUUAAACAGCUUCUCACAGAUGGGGAUUUCGGCACCCUGGAAGUAGCAUGCUAUAACGGACCCAGGUCACACGUCCUUGUCGGCUCAGCCGCGAAUGUCGACAUCUUCCAACGGCACCUCACCGACAAGGGCGUUCGCGCGAAGCGCCUGGCUGUCACUCACGGUUUCCACAGCCGCUUCACCGACACCAUGAUCCCACCGCUCGAAGAUCUGGCUCGCGGAUUGGGUAGCAUGUGCACACCACAGAUACGUCUGGAGACCUGCUCACCUGGUGCGAGUUGGUCGGAAGUAACGCCAGAGCUCAUAGCACACCAUACACGCGAACCGGUGUACUUUACGCAGGCGGUUCAGCGGCUGGCUGAGUCGUUCGGGGAGGGAUGCACGUGGCUUGAAGCCGGGUCGGAUUCAGGGGUCGCAGCCAUGAUCCGACGCGUCUUGGAUGACAGCAAGGGCAGUACAGGUCAUAUCUUUCAGCCCAUGGUGCUGAGCAAAAAGAAAGAGUCUGUGCCAGACGUGUUGGCGGACGCUACGGUGAAUCUCUGGCGGCGCGGGCAUCAGAUGCGCUUCUGGGGGUUUCAUCCUCGUCAGCGAGACCAGUACGACUUCAUCAGGCUUCCACCAUAUAGCUUUGAGAAGACGAGGCACUGGCUCGAUAUCAUUCCCCCACAGCCAGUCAUCGUCCAGGUUCCGCAGCUCCAAGCACCCGCAGCUGAGCCUGUAGGUGAGACGCCAAGCCUUCCGCCGAGGCUUAUCACACUCCAGUCGCGUUCUGAAGGCGGCGCCACAUUUGGUGUCAACCCCCAGUGCGAAGAGUAUACUCGUUUCGUGGGCGGCCACGUCGUUGCUGGCGCCCCGCUGUGUCCGGCUACUGUGUAUGUCGAGCUGGCUGUGCGAGCUGCCAGAGAAGUCUUGGCGCCUACGUCUAUGCCGGCAAGCUUCUCCGUGCAGGACUUGAAGAUGGAGUCGCCGCUAGGUCUUGCCACCGACCGUCGCGUCACGCUUCGGCUACGCCAGUUGAGUGCUGGAUCUGAUUGGGCAUUUGAUGUGUCCAGCCAGCCGCUUCAAGGACAACAAGCAAGUGGGGAUCGUGUCUCGGUGCACGCCGUGGGCCAUGUGAUUAUCCAGGAGAGUCCAGAGGAGCAAAGUGCUGCUGGUGAUGAGCUGGCGCGCUUCGAGCGCCUUGUCAGCCAAGAGGCUGUCGACGCACUGCUACACGGCACCGAGAACGACACCGCGGAGUCUGUGCAUGGAUCUAUGGUGUAUCGGCUGUUCUCUCGGGUGGUAGAGUACGAUCCACUAUAUAAAGGUAUUCGAAACGUGGCCGUAGCCACCCGAGGAAAGACCGACACAGCCGCCGGAACUGUGACACUGUCGAACGGCGAUGCCAUGUAUCGGGCCAACACGUAUACGCUCACGCUACCGUCAGUGGUGGACGCCUUCAUCCAGCUUAGUGGAAUCCACGCAAACAUAUUUGACAAAGGGUGUGCCGAGGGUGAGGUGUUUGUUAUGACAAGCCUCGCACGUUUAGUCUUUGGGCCAGACUUUACUCUAGACGGUGAAAAGUUCAAGUCAAGGAAGACUUGGAAGAUCUGGCUUACUGGCACCGAAAGUCAACCUAGCGACAAGGAGCGUGCCCACGAUUUGUUUGUCUACGAUGCGACAACUGGGCACAUAGUGGUCCUCAUCCUAGGUGCGCGAUUCACAAGGGUCUCACUAGGUUCCCUGUCCAAGGUUCUGUCUCGUGUCAACAUAAAUGGCAAGACUACACAACGUGCGCCGGCACCUGUGCCAGAGGAGAAGCGCAAGCAAACAAUGGUCGAGCUUACCCCGGUAGUGACCACACCUCAACCUGUCGUUGCGCCACCAACUACUGCAGUCGUGAGGCAGGCCAAGCCGGUCACUCUCGAUAGGAACGGCGCCAUCUUCGAUGCCGUCUGUGAACUAGUCGAGCGCGUCGCCGAGGUACCUCGAGAUCAAGUCAAGGGCAAUGUGUCACUAGACGAGAUUGGUAUCGACUCGUUGAUGCUGAUGGAGGUCUUCAGCGAGAUCUCUGCCCACUUUGACAUCGAGCUACCUCUCACGGCCCUUGAGAAUAUGGCCGACGUCGACGCUCUGGUGCGGUACCUGAUUCAACAGGGCGCGUCGUACGGUAGCGAUACCGGACCAGGGUCCUCAGAGGAUGGAGACGCAUUCUCUUCUACACCAGCUAGCAGUGUGGAGAUCUCACCUGUUGCCGCCUCUGUCUCAUCGGCCACCUCACUAGAGGCAAAACCAACGACAACCGCUGCCCUGGUAAACGGGCUGGCAGCGCUCCUGCAGUCACACCUGGAGUUGCCGUCGCCACCCACCUUGGAAGCCAACCUGGCUGAUCUGGGCCUGGACUCGCUCCUGUGCAUCGAGCUCGCUAGUGAUGUCCAGUCAGAGUUUGGCGUUGAGCUUGAUGUGUAUCAACUAGACGAAAAGUCGACUUUUGCAGAUCUAGUGCGAUUGGUAGAUCCUGAGUUUACAGGCGUUGUGUUCCAGAAGCAGCAGACCCAACCUACCAAAAGCACUGAAUUCAUUGUCAGUGGCACACAUAAAAAUGCCCUUGCAGCUGACGAUGUGCUAAGCAAGGUUGGCGGACAGCUUCCCCAAUCUGAGCCUCUAGCUCCAUUCUCAAAUGCAGCACAAGUUUACGAAGACACUCGGCUGGGCUUCGACCAGUUCGUCGAUGACCAAGGCUUCACCGCGUUCUGGACAAACGUGUAUCCUCAUCAAGCCACACUGGUCCUCGCCUAUGUCGGCCAAGCGUUCAAAGAGCUUGGUGUGGACCUGUCAGCCAUCCCUGCCUCGCGUACCAUUCAACCUCUGGCCGGGGUUCUCUCGAAACACAAACAUCUCCUUCGACAGUUGCACGAGAUACUAGUGGACGGGGGUUACCUGACAAAAGAAGGAGAAAAUCACUAUACCCGAAGCUCCAAGCCAUUUGACUUGGCACUUCCGCAGACGCUGCUGGCCGAGAUCACGCGUCGCUUCCCACUACAUGCCGCUGAGCACCGACUCCUCGAUGUUACCGGAUCUCGUCUUGCUGCAUGCAUGACAGGCCGUGCCGAACCACUGCAACUGCUAUUCGCCAACAAAGCAAAUCGCACGCUGCUAGCCGAAGUGUAUGAACGGGGACCGUUAUUCCAUGCUGCUACACGCUUCCUAGCCACGUACCUGGUCCGUCUAUUUUCGAACGCCAAGAAGCCCGUCCAUCUACUCGAGGUCGGCGCUGGCACUGGCGGGACCACUCGCUAUCUGGUCGAUCAGCUCUCUCGCGCCGGGGUAGACUUCACCUAUACCUUCACCGACAUCUCUGGUGCGCUGGUCUCACAAGCGCGGACCAAGUUUGCUGCCGGCCCUCUGGACAUCAGCGAGCGCAUGCGCUAUGCCACGCUCGACUGCGAGAAGUCGCCGCCGGCCGAGCUGACGGGCCGCUACGAUGUGGUUAUCUCGACAAACUGCGUGCACGCCACACCCGACGUGAGUGUGGCGGCUAGAAACAUUCGCCAGCUGCUCCAACCCGAUGGGUUCCUUGCGUUGGUCGAGUACACGCGAAACCUUUUCUGGUUUGAUGUCGUCUUCGGCCUGCUCGACGGCUGGUGGCUCUUCGUCGACGGUCGCGACCAUGCUCUGGCAUCCACCGAGUUCUGGGACGGGGCACUUCGCCAGGCUGGCUUCCCCCACGUGGCCUUCUCCGGCGGUGAUACUGAAGAGGCAAACACGCUGAGGGUCAUUUGUGCCUUCAACAAAGGUCUCAGUGAGGCGUCCUUGCAAUCUGCGGCCUUGCCGUCUGCUCCCCCCUCCGUGCUAAACCGCCGCGCCGGAGUGACUGUGGAGACUGUCGCGUGGAAACACAUCGACGGCGUGGAGCUACUCGCCGACGUCUACUCUCCGGCUGACCAGGAUGUACCCGGCUCCAAGCGGCCAGUUGCUCUUCUCCUGCACGGAGGCGGCUAUGUAGCCUGCACCCGGCGCGACAUCCCGAUGCGCCACGUGAAGCGCCUUCUCGCACUCGGCUUUCUCCCCAUCAGUAUCGACUACCGGCUUUGUCCGGAGGUGAACCUUGUUAAUGGGGCUUUAGCCGACGCAGUCGAUGCCAUCGCUUGGGCUCGUGGUCCCUUGCUACCAACCCUGCCUCAAUCAGGUCGACAUGUUGACUCUGAGAAGCUUGCCGUCGUCGGCUGGUCAGUAGGCGGGCAUCUGGGUAUGACAGCGGCGGGGUCUUGCGCGGCUGCUGGAGUUCGGCCGCCGGAUGCCGUGGUGGCUUUUUAUGCGCCGUCAAAUUUUGAAGAUGAUUGGUGGAAGCAUCCCAUCUACCCCUCGUGCAUCCCUGAGUCCCCAGACAGCGAGAUCGGGUAUGAAAAGGAUCUGUUAGAGGGUGUGGGCGACAAAUGUCUACCCGGCUACGAUCCACCUAGCAACCGCAACCGCCCAGGCAUGUUCAUCACGCUACGCGACCCGCGCUGGCGCAUCUGCGCGCACAUGAACUGGGCCGCACAGAUGGUCCCGAUCCUGGUCCACGGGCUCCCGGGUGCUCGCCAACUAAAAUUUCUCGCCAACGGCGAUGAGAGCAACUAUCCCUGGGCUCGUCUUCCAUGGCCCACGCCUGAGCAGGUCCGCGCCAUCAGCCCCCGGGGCCUCAUCGAUGCAGGCGCGUACGGCAAUGUGCCGACGUUUAUGGUCCACGGCACAUUGGACGACUUGAUCCCCGCACAGCAGACCGCAGCCACGAUGGCGGCACUGGCGGCACGCGGUGUCGACUCCGAGGCUGCUAUUGUGGAAGGCAUCGGACAUGGCUUUGAUCUUGCGCCUGGCGCGGACCCGAGGAGCGAGGGUUGGAAGGCCGUGGAAAGGGCAUACGAGUUUCUGUGUCGCCAUGUGAUGGUGUAA
This is a messenger RNA of Thyridium curvatum, 8175 nucleotides long. RefSeq lists its product as uncharacterized. The transcript is spliced from 5 exons. The record is from RefSeq and is a predicted model, not a curated record. The coding region runs from base 1 to 8175 and encodes 2724 amino acids. Gene Ontology annotation, biological process: secondary metabolite biosynthetic process; fatty acid biosynthetic process; proteolysis. NCBI's taxonomy places the organism in Eukaryota, Fungi, Ascomycota, Sordariomycetes, Thyridiales, Thyridiaceae. Gene Ontology annotation, molecular function: phosphopantetheine binding; fatty acid synthase activity; serine-type peptidase activity.